This is a messenger RNA of Linum trigynum, 1579 nucleotides long. The record is from the annotation of a GenBank genome assembly. Lineage: Eukaryota; Viridiplantae; Streptophyta; Magnoliopsida; Malpighiales; Linaceae.
UUAUCUUUCCCACAGCUAGCUAGCUAGCUUUGCCCCUCUGGUUUCGUUUGUAAGCAAAUCAGAAUCCCAGCUUUUCUUCUUCACCUGUAGACUAAUGGGCAUCAAAAUGCUUGGCCGAGCUCCCUUGCUUGUGGUUUUCCUUCUUCUCUGCAUUAAUGCCGCCGUUGAGCAGGUCUCGGCAGAUCUCAGGGUAGGGUUUUACCAAUCCACUUGCCCGCAAGCUGAAACCAUCGUCCGCCAACUCGUGCAGAAAAGAUUCAACACCGAUAAAUCCGUCACCGCUGCCCUUCUUCGCAUGCACUUCCACGACUGUUUCAUCAAGGGGUGUGAUGCAUCUAUCCUAAUAGACUCGACGGCCCAAAAGCCGUCGGAGAAAGCCGCGGGACCCAACCAAACGGUCCGAGACUUCGACCUCAUCGACCAAAUCAAGACGGCCCUCGAAGCCGCUUGCCCUUCCCGCGUCUCCUGCGCCGACGUCAUCGCCCUCGCCACCCGAGACGCCGUCGCCCUCUCCGGCGGGCCCACCUACCCUCUCCCAACGGGGAGGCUCGACGGCCUGACCUCCAACGUUAACGACGUCAACCUCCCGGGCCCCACCAUGCCCGUCUCCUCGGCCUUCGCCCAGUUCUUCAGGCCCAAGGGCUUCACCCUCAACGAGAUGGUCACGCUCCUGGGGGCCCACACGGUCGGGGUGGCCCACUGCGCGUUCUUCCAGGACCGGGCCUCCAACUUCCAAGGGACCGGAAAGCCCGACCCGACCAUGGACCCGGCCCUGGCUGGCACCCUCCGGAGGACCUGCUCCGCGAGCAACAAUCCGACGGCGUUUCUGGAUCAGAACACGUCGUUCGUGGUUGACACGUCGUUCUACAGGGAGCUGACCGUGAAGCGCGGAGUGAUGCAGAUUGACCAGGAGCUGGCCGCCGACCCGUCCACGUCGGCGAUGGUGGCGGGGUUCGCGAGGAGCGAGUCGAGUUUCCGGCAGAGCUUUGCCGCGGCGAUGGUGAAGAUGGGUAGCCUCGUGGGUCAGGGUGGUGAGGUAAGGAAGAGCUGUCGCGUGUUUAAUCCCAAGAGCCCCGUCGGUGGCGGUCGUCCUCCCGUGGUGCAGCCGGCACCCCGUCCAGUUGUCAGACCCCGUACUCCGGUCCCGAGUACUCGUCGGCCAGUUGUGAGCCCUCGUCCGCCGGCGGUGAAACCCCGUCCUCCGGUUUCCAGACCUCGUUCACCGGUGGUGAGUCGUGCGCCGCCACCUAGGAGCGGUGGCAAGAAGAAUGUGCCGAAGACUAAUGCUAAGAAUGUGUCCAAGACAAAGGGAAACCAGAAAAAGAAACCUGGAAAGGGCAAUUAAAAUUAAUAUUAUUUUUAUUAAUGUUGGAUUGGGGAGAUUACUUGUCCACAUUUCAGUGGCUUAUUGGGAGUUAAAAUUGUUCAGCUGACUUGGUUCUCGUAAUUAAGAGAAUCAGAGAAUGACAUGUAUACAAGUGAAAAAAACCUCCCGCUGUAAAGCAAUCAAGGUUGAAUUAAUAAUUGUGCCAAUGUAGAUAAAAUGUGGCAGUUAAGUGAAUAAAUAUCUGCAAAUUAU